Messenger RNA from Penicillium lagena, 2178 nucleotides. RefSeq names its product ATP-dependent DNA helicase 2 subunit KU80. Gene Ontology annotation, cellular component: nucleus; Ku70:Ku80 complex. Lineage: Eukaryota; Fungi; Ascomycota; Eurotiomycetes; Eurotiales; Aspergillaceae. The record is from RefSeq and is a predicted model, not a curated record. The transcript has 10 exons. Gene Ontology annotation, molecular function: damaged DNA binding; telomeric repeat DNA binding; double-stranded DNA binding. Gene Ontology annotation, biological process: double-strand break repair via nonhomologous end joining; cellular response to X-ray; DNA recombination. Bases 1 to 2178 code for a protein of 725 amino acids.
AUGGCAGAGAAGGAGGCCACCAUGUACAUUGUGGACGUGGGGAGGUCCAUGGGCGAGUGCCACCAUGGCCGCCCAGUGACCGACCUGGACUGGGCGAUGCAGUAUGUUUGGGACAGGAUCACCACGACGAUUGCCACUGGUCGGAAGACGGCUACACUGGGAGUGGUCGCUCUGAGGACAGAUGAUACCGUGAAUGACCUUGAAGGUGACCCCAAUUUCGCGAAUAUUUCCGUGCUUUUGGGUCUCGGUCAGGCCCUGAUGCCCGAUAUCCGGAAGCUGCGCGAGUCGAUCAAGCCCAGUCAUACUAACAAGGGCGAUGCGGUCUCUUCGAUUGUCAUCGCCAUACAGAUGAUCAUCACUUUCUGCAAGAAGCUCAAGUACAAACGGAAAAUUGUGCUGGUGACCGAUGGCUCUGGGGCGAUGAGCGGUGACGGCCUCGAUGAGAUCACGAAGAAGAUCAAAGAGGAUAACAUUGACCUGGUAGUCAUCGGAGCAGAUUUCGAUGACCCGGAGUACGGGAUAAAGGAGGAAGAUAAAGAUCCUCGAAAGGCUGAAAAUGAAGACCUGCUUCGUAAACUUGCGGAAGACUGCGAUGGCGUAUUCGGCACUCUUCAACAGGCCAUCUCCGAACUGGAGGUUCCUCGCAUCAAAGUCACGAAGAGCAUGCCAUCUUUUAAGGGCUUUCUCCAGCUCGGCAACCCAAACGAUUAUGAUACUGCCGUGCGGAUACCGGUUGAACGGUACUUUCGAACCUAUGUCGCCAAGCCACCCUCUGCAAGUUCGUUCGUGCUGCGCUCUGGCGCUGGCACAGGUCAGGAAGAGUCUGGCAGCUCUGCAACCGUAACCGCCCCUGGAGCCAGUCAAGUUCCAGGUGAAGAAAACACACUCACUGCUGUGAGGAUGUCACGAACAUACCAAAUCAAAGAUGAGUCUGCACCAGGAGGCAAGGGGGAUGUCGAGCGAGAUGAUCUUGCAAAAGGGUACGAGUACGGACGCACCGCGGUACACAUCAGUCAGCUCGACGAGAACAUCACAAACCUGGAGACGUUUGCAGGAUUGGAGCUUAUUGGAUUUGUCCAGAACAACAAGUAUGAACGCUACCUGCACAUGUCCAACACCAACAUCAUUAUUCCACAGCGUGCAAACGACAAAGCCGCUCUUGCACUGUCCUCCUUCAUCCACGCUCUUUUCGAGGUGGAAUCGUACGCAGUGGCUCGACUGGUGACCAAAGAAGCCAAGCCUCCGUUCAUGGUCCUGCUCGCCCCUUCAAUCGAGCCAGAAUAUGAGUGCCUCAUUGAAACACAGCUCCCCUUUGCAGAGGAUGUCCGAUCAUACCGAUUCCCUCCCUUGGACAAAGUGGUCACCGUCUCAGGGAAUAUAGUCACCGAGCACCGGAAUCUCCCAAGCCACAGCUUGCAGGAAGCCAUGAGCCAAUACGUCGAUAGCAUGGAUCUGGAAUACAGAAAUGAUGACGGAGAGCUGGUUAACACACUUCCAAUUGAGGACUCUUACUCGCCACUCCUACACCGCAUCGAAUCGGCAGUGCGGCACCGCGCUGUAUAUCCCAAAGAUCCCGUUCUCGACCCAUCAGACCGCUUGACCAAGUUCGCCGAGCCGGCUGAAGAGAUGGUGAACAAGUCGCAGCCAUACCUCAAGAAACUGAUGACCAUCGCAGAUGUCAAGAAGGUUCCUCCAAGAACAAAAGGCCGCAGACGCCAACGCGAAGCAGAAAAGCCUCUCUCCGGUCUGGACGUUGACGCCCUGCUUAACCAAGAACCCAAACGGGCCAAGCUGUCUCCAGAGAACGCAAUCCCGGAGUUCAAACAACUUCUUUCCCGCGCAGACAGCGUCGAGACCAUUCUCGAUGCCGUGAAACAGAUGGCCGGUAUUAUCGAGAACCUGAUCCGCCACAGUCUUGGUGAUGCCAACUACGACCGUGUCAUCGAGGGUCUUAGGACGAUGCGUGAUGAGCUCGUUGACUACGAGGAGCCUGCGGCGUACAAUGAUUUCCUGCGGAAGCUGAAGGAGAAGAUGUUGAGUGAGGAUCUAGGCGGGGACCGGAAGGAGUUGUGGUGGCUUAUGCGGAGGAAUAGGCUGGGCUUGAUUGAUAAGGAGAUGUCUGAGAGGUCGGAGGUUGAAGCCGAGGAGGCCAAAGAGUUCUUGUCUUCCUCUGAGUGA